This is a messenger RNA of Capsella rubella, 2168 nucleotides long. Its product is annotated as B3 domain-containing protein REM1. The record is from RefSeq and is a predicted model, not a curated record. The coding region runs from base 246 to 1865 and encodes 539 amino acids. NCBI's taxonomy places the organism in Eukaryota, Viridiplantae, Streptophyta, Magnoliopsida, Brassicales, Brassicaceae. The transcript has 6 exons. Gene Ontology annotation, molecular function: DNA binding.
UACAGACUACACAUACUCCGUUAACCAAUGUGAUAGAUUCACAUCAGCUUUUCCGGUUUUACUAGAUUCGAUUUACCUUUUUUGUAACGUAAUUAAAAGAAACAACAAUGUAACGUCAUCAUUUACUAGGAAGACGUGAGAACUAGAACACUAGAACUAGAAGGAAAGAGUUGCUCUGUUUUAUUGCUUUCUAUCUCACUCUCUGCCCUAAACCAUCAACUGAGAUUAGUGUGAACUAUUCAACAAUGGCAGAUCCACCACGUUUUUCUCUGUUUCACCAAAAGUUUCUUACCGGAGAUAAACCACUUCUCACUCUUCAUGCUGAGUUCUUAAUGAACCACAUGAAAGUGUCACUAAUAUCGGACGCGUCGGACAAGGUUUGGAAAGUGAAACUGGACGGCGGCAGGCUCGCCGACGGCUGGGAAGAGUUCACCGGCGAACAUAAAUUCAGAGACGGUGACGUUUUGGUUUUCAAACAUCAAGGAGAUGAUGUCUUUCAUGUAUCUGUGGCCUCCGGAUCUGUUUCCGGUGACAUACAUCACGCGUCGUCUAGCCACGUUGAUACUGAGGAUACUUGCAUUGCUGAUGACUAUGUUGAUGAUGAUGAUGAUGAUGAUGAUGAUGACGAAACUAAUGAUGAUGAUGAUGAUGAUGGGGAAAGCAAAGAUGCUGCUGAUAUUGAUGAUGAUGGGGACGGGAAUAGAGCAAGUGAGUUGUUUAAUGAAACUACAGAAUGUAUAUAUCUCUGUUUAAUUUUUGGGUCUAAUUGGUUUGGUGACUAUGUAAGUGAAGACUGUUUUGAUUCAGGGAACAAGAAAUCAGAAGAUUCUUCAUCACGCCACUCUUGUUUCAUCACAGGAUGUGUUACUCGCUAUAGCCUCAACAAGGAUCGUUUGGAUCUUUCUAGAAAAUAUACGGUGUUGUUUGGUGAGCACCAAAAAGCGUGUGAGAUCGAUGUAAUGAAUGAGCAAGGGAGAAUAUGGACAAUGAAACUUGCAAAAAACAUCUCAAGUGGUGUGUUUUACAUCAGAGCAGGCUGGGAACACUUCUGCUUUACUAAUGAUCUAAAACAAGGAGAUUUAUGUAAGUUUAAACUUUUCCAAAAUGGGAAAAAGCCUGUGCUUUGGUUGUGCCCACAGGAACCUGGCAAUGACCAUAAAGAGAAGAGAACGUUGGAUGAAGUUUCAAAGGCAAAGGAGAAGAAGGCUCCUUCACCAACUGUGAUAGUAAAGUAUACACCAAGCCGUGACAGUACCGGGCAGCUAUCACUUCCAGUGAGUUUCACGAGGGAGUAUGGCAUUAAGAAGGCAGGGGACGUAAUUCUGCUGAACCAAGAUGGAAGGAAGUGGUCGUCUUAUCUACAGAUAACAGGACUUGGACGAGGCGGAAGUGAAUGGUUUUAUUUGAGAAAAGGUUGGAGAGAGAUGUGCGAAGCGAAUGGAGUGAAGGUCAAUGAUUCCUUCAAGCUGGAACUGAUGUGGAAUGGUGAAACUCCUAUGUUUAAGUUCUGCUCUAAGAUUGACAACCAUGAAUACAAGGGAAAAGGAAACCAAAAAACUUGUAAGAAGAGAGCUUGUGAGACUGCUCCUCAACCAAGGAAUGUGAAAAAGACUCCAAGAGUAGGAGUAGAGGGACAGGUUAAUAAGAGAAUAAGUAGCGGACCAUUGCAACCACAAUCUUUCUCAGUCUCUGAUCAGGUGGCUAGUGUGAAGCAGGGAAUUGUAGAUACUCUGAACACUGUGAGACAGUGUCGGACCGAGCUUGAGACAAGUGAACAGAAUCUGCAAGCCUCUUUGCUAGCAAUAGACGCCUUAGGGGAGAGGAUAUGGGGAAUCAGCAAAAUCCUCAGCAAUAAUCUGAUUUGAAGUGAGACUGAAGAUGGGGGAAAAAGGAACAAGAGUAUUUUGCAAGCACUUUUUGUGUCUUGAAUCAUUCAAAGGUGGAGUCAAGUAGUUUUCAUUAGAUUCUUCUCCUUCCUCCACCAAACUAACGUAUGUUUAUUAUAUAUUUGAGAUUUGCAAGUUCCGGAGACUGUCCACUUGAAAAGUUUGUAGUAUGGAAGAGUUUGUAACUUGCCUCUUCCGUUGCAUCAGCAAUCUGGACUAUUUCAUUAUAUCUCUGAGAAUUUUUGUUGUAUUACAAAUUAAUCACCAUUGGUUUUUCGCAUA